Molecule: messenger RNA, 830 nt
Organism: Alexandromys fortis (reed vole)
Lineage: Eukaryota; Metazoa; Chordata; Mammalia; Rodentia; Cricetidae
Product: ubiquitin carboxyl-terminal hydrolase 42-like
Exons: 4
Coding region: 135-830 (231 amino acids)
Source: RefSeq, a predicted model, not a curated record
CUCAGUCUCUGACACAUCCAGCCAACACUGCCUUUUCCAGAAGGGUCGCCAAGACUUCCAGGCAAUUCAGUUUCUCAGACUCAGUGCCAGCUCAAGGAUCUCACAGCAGCAGGCCAGAAUCUGGAGGCGAUUUCAUGGAGAAAGACCAACCUCCGAGACGGCAUCACUGUGAGACAUCCGACCAAGACUCAGAUGAGCGACCCAGAGAGCAAAGCCGUCCUGGUGAGGAGUCCAAAGACUCUGUGGAAGAAGAUGCACCUAAAUGGCCAAGCCAACCUGCCAAACCCACUGCUUAUGUGAAACCCAUGAAGCGUGAGACCUCUGAACUUGCAGAACAUCAUGCUAGGAGAAGCGACCAAGCUGCAGAACAUCAUGCUAGGAGAAGCGACCAAGCUGCAGAACAUCAUGCUAGGAGAAGCGACCAAGCUGCAGAAGGUCAUGCAAGGAGAAACGACCAAGCUGCAGAAGGUCAUGCAAGGAGAAACGACCAAGCUGCAGAACAUCAUGCAAGGAGAAAUGACCAAGCUGCAGAACAUCAUGCUAGGAGAAAUGACCAAGUUGCAGAAGGUCAUGCUAGGAGAAGCAACCAAGCUGCAGAACAUCAUGCAAGGAGAAGCGACCAAGCUGCAGAAGGUCAUGUGUUUGUGCAGAUGGUCCAGCAGCCACCCAUGGUUUACAGGUACUGGGCUGGAAUGGAGUACUGGACCGCUGUCUCCUACCCCUGCCGGGUCUUCAUUCCCCUGGCCAGGCCGGGCUUGUACUUUGUGCAGCCCUCUUUUAUGAUCUAUGUGUUCAGGACCCCCAGGUCCCUCACCUACAAUGCUCAGUGA